Molecule: messenger RNA, 962 nt
Organism: Monopterus albus (swamp eel)
Lineage: Eukaryota; Metazoa; Chordata; Actinopteri; Synbranchiformes; Synbranchidae
Gene: tescb
Product: tescalcin b
Exons: 9
Coding region: 120-770 (216 amino acids)
Molecular function (GO): calcium ion binding
Source: RefSeq, a predicted model, not a curated record
GUAGCCAGCAGCUCUGUAGAGGAUGAGUCCAGCUUAGCGACUGCGCAGGGUGGAUGCGUGAGCUCCGGGGCUGUUAUUCCAACACUCAGGCCCCGUUUUAAUUGGGCAGGUCAGUAGGUAUGGGCGCACUGCAGUCCUUACCUGGUCAACCAGAGCAUAUUGAUCUGGCGGAAAAGACGGGCUUUUCAUUGGAACAGAUUGGAGUCCUACAUAAAAGAUUCAGACAGCUGAGCCAUAAUGAAGAAACUCUGCGGAGAGAUCACUUCAAUGAAAUCCCAGAUUUAGCAUGCAAUCCAAUACGUGCACAGAUCAUAGAGGCUUUCUUUGACAAAAGAAACUAUCGUCAGAAUGGUGAAGGGACGGUCGAGGAGAUCAGCUUUGAGGACUUCCUGGUGGUCAUGUCCCAUUUCAGACCCCCCUCAGUUCAUAUGACAGAGGAACAGCGUGAGAGUGUCAGGAGGGAGAAACUCCGAUUUUUAUUCAACAUGCAUGACACAGACAAUGAUGGGACAAUAACCCUGGAGGAAUACAGACAUGUGGUGGAGGAGCUGUUAUCUCGCAGUGGGGCACUGGGCAAGGAAACAGCCAAAGGCAUUGCUGAUGCAGCCAUGUUGGAGGUGGCCAGUAUUUCAGUGGGUCACAUGGAACCUGAUGAAUUCUAUGAGGGGAUUACAUUUGAGCAUUUUCUCAAGUUGCUGAAUGGCUUUGAAAUUGAAUCAAGGAUGAACAUUCGCUUUUUGAAUAUGGACACGACAACACUGUGUAAGUGAGACUGGUACUCUAAACUAUGCAGUAACUUUGCAAAGACUAAGGGCAAACAAUUAUGGUUUCACUGUACUAGCUGUUGUUUUUUACACUAACCUUUGUUGCUUGCACUGAAUAUAUGCCUUACUCAUGUUCAAAUAAUGCAAAUCCAAAGAAAAUGUAUGCUAUAUUGUGGAUGCAUUAGAAGUCAUUCAUUU